AUGGAAGAAUCAGGAGAAAUUAUCAAAGCCAUUCACUAUCUCUCUAGCCACAAUAAACCGGAACUGCUCCUUCUCCAACUAUUUGAAGAAGUUUAUAUUUCCGAACCGUUCUUCCGCAGCAAGGAUCAGCAGCACAUGAUGUUCCUUCUGUACUGGCUGAACAAGUUUAUAUUUCCGAACCGUUCUUCCGCAGUUUUGCUUGAGUACAGGCACCUGGCAGAAGCCCUUCACAAUCACACUGACAUUGGUCUUGGACCUACAGUUCUGGCUCAUUUGUUCAAGAACUUGCACAUUGCUACCCUGGAGAACCCACUAAACCUGCACGAUACUAAGAGGUUAGCAGCUCAGUGGCAGGUGGUGAUCAGAAAGACCUAUCCUUGGUUUCAGCCUGGAUACCGGCUGUUCGAGAAGGAGCCAGAAGAGGAAGCAACCAGAAUUGAUUUCAGGAAAAAAUUCCUGAGUGUCACUCUGCCAAGGGAUCUGCCCCAUGGAGGUGGAAGCCUCCCAAUUAUCAUUUGGGGUUCUGCUGAGUUUGAUGCUUGGUGGAAGGCUAAAUUCCAGGGCCUGCCUGCUUCCAGCACUGGACUAAAAAUCCUUUUUGAUGGCUGGGAUUCCUGGGUAGUUCAUGCAGGAGAACAGACUCACAGAUUUAUGGUGCAGACCAUAAAAGACAUUAAUGCCCAAGCUAUAGAAGGUAGGUUCCUGAUUCUUCCUGUGCUUUAUUCAUUCUUUGACGAAAAACGUUGGUGGCCAAUCUGUCCAGGCUGGAGAGGUGAUUGUCACUUCUGUUAUCUCAGCUGGAGCCUUGGAGCUUCCCUCUGGAGAUGA
Molecule: messenger RNA, 828 nt
Organism: Prunus armeniaca (apricot)
Lineage: Eukaryota; Viridiplantae; Streptophyta; Magnoliopsida; Rosales; Rosaceae
Source: the annotation of a GenBank genome assembly